Candida tropicalis MYA-3404 is the source of this 1266-nucleotide messenger RNA. RefSeq names its product carbamoyl-phosphate synthase (glutamine-hydrolyzing) (gene CPA1). The coding region runs from base 1 to 1266 and encodes 421 amino acids. The record is from RefSeq and is a predicted model, not a curated record. Gene Ontology annotation, cellular component: carbamoyl-phosphate synthase complex; cytoplasm. Gene Ontology annotation, molecular function: carbamoyl-phosphate synthase (glutamine-hydrolyzing) activity. Gene Ontology annotation, biological process: L-arginine biosynthetic process; 'de novo' pyrimidine nucleobase biosynthetic process; L-glutamine metabolic process. NCBI's taxonomy places the organism in Eukaryota, Fungi, Ascomycota, Pichiomycetes, Serinales, Debaryomycetaceae. The transcript has a single exon.
AUGCUUUCAGCAUCUAGAAGAUUCUUAGCUACUGCAGCUAAUAAAGCAUUUACAAAUAAUAAAUUACAAUUAGAUAGAGCCACAUUAACUAUUAAAGAUGGUCCAGUUUUCAGUGGAUAUUCAUUUGGUGCUGAUAGAAAUGUUAGUGGAGAAGCAGUUUUCACAACUUCUUUAGUUGGAUAUCCUGAAAGUAUGACUGAUCCUUCAUAUAAAGGACAAAUUUUAUGUUUUACACAACCUUUAAUUGGUAAUUAUGGUGUUCCUUCAAGUACUGCUAAAGAUCAAUUUAAUUUAUUAAAAUAUAUGGAAUCUCCAAAAGUUCAAUGUAUUGGUAUUGUUGUUGCUGAUGCUGCUUUAGAAUAUAGUCAUUGGACCGCAGUUGAAAGUUUACAACAAUGGUGUAAACGUUCUGGAGUUGCUGCUAUUACUGGUGUUGAUACUAGACAAUUAGUUAGUUAUUUGAGAGAUAAAGGUUCUUCCUUGGGUAGAAUUACUAUUGGUGAAGAAUAUGAUGCUGAUGAAGAUGCAGCUUUUGAAGAUCCAGGUGCAAUUAAUUUAGUUCAACAAGUUACUACCAAAUCCCCAUUUCAUAUUGCUUGUCCUAAAGAAUAUUCAAAAGGUAUUCAUAUUGCUGUUUUAGAUUGUGGUGCUAAAGAAAAUAUUUUACGUUGUUUAGUUGAAAGAGGUGCUUCUUUAACUGUUUUCCCAUAUGAUUACCCAAUUCAUAAAAUCGCUAAUAAAUUUGAUGGUAUUUUCAUUUCUAAUGGUCCAGGUGAUCCAACUCAUUGUUCAACUACUGUUGAAAACUUGAAACAUACUAUGGAAUCAUAUAAGGAUUUACCAAUAUUUGGUAUUUGUUUGGGUCAUCAAUUAUUAGCUCUUGCAAGUGGUGCUAAAACAAUUAAAUUGAAAUAUGGUAAUAGAGCUCAUAAUAUUCCAGCAUUAGAUGUAAUUACUGGUAAAUGUCAUAUCACUUCUCAAAAUCAUGGUUAUGCUGUUGAUGCCGCUACAUUAAACAAUGAUUGGAAACCAUAUUUCACUAAUUUGAAUGAUUUAAGUAAUGAAGGUAUGAUUCAUAAAUAUCAACCAAUUUUCUCAACACAGUUCCAUCCAGAAGCUAAAGGUGGUCCAUUAGAUACUGCUUUCUUGUUUGAUAAAUUCUUUGAUAAUAUUCAAGUAUAUAAGCAAACUAAUGGUUUGAAUUUACCAACUGUUGAUGGUAGUUUAUUAGUUGAUAUAUUACCAACAGAAAGAGUCGGUCAAUAG